GGGAUCGCCGCGGGCGGAUGGAGGCGCCCAGUCGCCCCGCCUGAGCUCAGGAGGGGCCGGAGCGGCCGCGCGUGGAGCAGCAGCAGCAGCAGCAGCGGGACGAGGACGAGGACGAGGACGAGCGGCUGGUGUCGGGCUUCCCUCGCCGCGGGCGCCCCCAGCAUGGUUGACUAUAUUGUGGAAUAUGACUAUGAUGCUGUGCAUGAUGAUGAAUUAACUAUUCGAGUUGGAGAAGUCAUCAGGAAUGUGAAGAAACUACAGGAGGAUGGAUGGCUAGAAGGAGAACUAAAUGGGAGAAGGGGAAUGUUUCCUGAUAAUUUUGUUAAGGAAAUUAAGAAAGAGACAGAAUCUAAGGAUGACAAUUUGCCCAUCAAGCGGGAACGGCAUGGGAAUGUAGCGAGUCUUGUACAGCGAAUAAGCACCUACGGUCUUCCAGCUGGAGGAAUUCAGCCACAUCCACAAGCCAAAAACAUUAAAAAGAAGACCAAGAAACGUCAGUGUAAGGUUCUGUUUGAGUACAUUCCACAAAAUGAGGAUGAACUGGAGUUGAAAGUGGGAGAUAUUAUUGAUAUUAAUGAAGAGGUAGAAGAAGGCUGGUGGAAUGGAACCCUGAACAACAAGGUGGGAUUAUUUCCCUCAAAUUUUGUGAAGGAAAUAGAGGUAACAGAUGAUGGUGAAGCUCAUGAAGCCCCGGAGGAUUCAGAAACUGUUUUGACUGGGCCUACCUCACCCUCUCUGGGGAAUGGAAGUGAAACUACACCUGGAUCGGCUGCACAGCCAAAGAAAAUUCGAGGAAUUGGAUUUGGUGAUAUUUUCAAAGAAGGCUCUGUGAAACUUAGGACACGAACAUCCAGUAGUGAAAUUGAAGAGAAAAAAGCAGACAAGCCUUUAAUCAUGUCGUCUCUAAGUCCUAAAACUCAAAAUGUGGAGAUUGCUAAAACAGACACUGAAAGUAAAAUUAAAGCUAAGGAAUAUUGUAGAACGUUAUUUGCUUAUGAAGGUACGAAUGAAGAUGAACUUACUUUUAAAGAGGGAGAGAUAAUCCAUUUGAUAAGUAAGGAGACUGGAGAAGCUGGCUGGUGGAAGGGUGAGCUUAAUGGUAAAGAAGGAGUAUUUCCAGACAAUUUUGCUGUUCAGAUAAAUGAAUUGGAUAAGGACUUUCCAAAACCAAAGAAACCACUGCCUCCUGCUAAAGGUCCAGCUCCAAAACCUGACUUGAUAGCUGCAGAAAAGAAAAUGUUUUACUUAAAGCCUGAAGAAAAAGAUGAAAAGUCAACGCUGGAACCGAAACCUUCUAAACCAGCUGCUCCUCAAGUCCCUCCCAAGAAACCCACUCCACCCACCAAAGCUAAUAAUUUAAUGAGAUCUCCUGCAAUAAUAUACCCAAAGCGACCAGAAAAACCUGUUCCCCCACCACCUCCUGUAGCCAAGGUUAACGGGGAAGUUUCUGCUGUUCCAUCUAAAUUUGAAAAUGAGCUGGUAUCAAAACCAAAAGUAGAUUCUGAACAGUUACCACUUAGACCAAAAUCAGUAGACCUAGAUUCAUUUACACUUAGGAGCUCUAAAGAAGCUGAUCUUGUAAAUUUUGAUGACAUAGCUUCUUCAGAAAACUUGCAACAUCUCACUGCAAACAGACCGAAGAUGCCGGGAAGAAGAUUGCCCGGGCGCUUUAAUGGUGGACAUUCUCCAACUCAAAGCCCAGAAAAAAUCCUGAAAUUACCAAAAGAAGAUAGUGCCAAUCUAAAACCAUUGGAAAUGAAAAAGGAUUCAAGCUACUCUCCAAAGCCAUCUGCAUACCCAUCAGCAUCUUCAGUUACUUCUAAAACAAAUAUGACUGCAACUAUAAAUCCAUUAGAAACCAAAGUUAAAGGAGAAACAGAUGACAAGAAUCUCAUACAUUGGAACAGUCCUCAAAUGGAGGAACUUAGAGCUCAGGUUAUUGACUUACUGUGUAUUGUAGAAGCACUGAAAAAGGACCAUGGGAAAGAACUGGAAAAGUUACGGCAAGAUUUGGAAGAAGAGAAAGCAAUGAGAAGUAAUCUAGAGGUGGAAAUUGAGAAGCUGAAGAAAACAGUUCUUCCUUCUUGAAGUGAUAUGAGCCCAGUGUUCUUAAUGAUCGAGGGACUUCCAGAGGAACACUAUGAACUUCAACUGACUUAAUACUUAAAAAUAACAAAUACUGAUGUUAUAAUAAAUAUGAAUAUAUGAACUAUGAUAUCUAUAGAAAAGUGGGGGAGGGUGGAUUUUUUAAAAUAUAUAUAUAUAUUGUUUUGCCAAUAUGAAAAACAGAGGCCUUACUUCUUAUGUGCUGGGAUUGCAAUUUUUUUGUUUGUUUUAGUUUGCUUGGAAAUACUACUGAGUGUAUAAAAAGGAAAGUUCACAAUAUUUUUUUUAUUGAAACUUGUAGUAUUAUUUUUAAAGAGAUCUGUGCUAUAAAUAUGGUGAUAUCUUUACAAAUAAUCUGUAAAAUGUACUAUUUGAGAGGACAAAGAUAGCUUUAUAGUAAGUAGAGUCACUACUUUCUCCCGUAAUACAUACAGAAUAUAAACUUUGUGUGUAUAUGUACACACACACACACAUAUAUGCGUACAUAUAUAUAUUUUUACUUUUAGCUUCUUACCCAGGAUUACACUGUUGUGCCUGUUUGUUUGUAGUGCUGUUUAUACUGUGGGUGAUGGAAUAGGAGAUUCCUAGCUAUAAACCAGAUUACACAGCCAUGUAUAUCUAAUUAAAUUAAAAAAUAAUUUCAACUUUAAAAGUAUUUUAUAUUGCUUGCACUAUAGGAUUCGUAAAAGGAAUUUAGUUAAAAUGGAUUUGUAAAAUACUUUUGGGAAAAUAUGAAUUUAAAAUACUUUAAAUUCAUCAGGUCCUAGAAACUAAAAAUUUCAAAUACUUAACCCUUAACUUAACUUGUGCCUGAAGGUACAGCACAUCGGAUAUGCAAACACCAGCCUUAUUGCUGUACUUUCCUGCUUAUCUUACAGGUUUUAAGUAUUACUCAUUUUACGAUCUUAGGAUUUAGUUCUUCACGCCCCUUCCUCUGGUUUUUGUUUUAAUGGCAUUUGGAAAGCUAAGCUCAAAUUUAAAAAAACUUCAUUUUGAGUUUUCAUACUUUGAUCAAGGUAAGGAACUCAGGUUUUCCAUUCUGGAGAUCUUUGGACUGUCACUCAGGUACCACAUUUAUAAAGAGUUUCUUUCAAGCUAGAUGUAGUAGACCAUGUUAAAAAUGCAUUAUCACAAAAUGGAUAAACUAACAGUUUUUUUUUCUCAUUAUUUAGGAACAGUUAGAUAUUUUUAAACGCCCUAGCUGUAGAUAACAUGUCUAAAAUGUGGAUUCUAUUAAACAGUGAAAAAUUUUACUUCAAUAUGAAAGAAAUUACGGUUGAAGCUUUAUCAUAGCAGAUGACUUUCACUUUUUGAAUACCAACUCUUCCUUCAUUUUAUUUUCCUCACAGAAUCAAAAUUUUCCCUUUAAGUUUAAAUCUUAGAGUACUGAAUUCGGCUGUCGAUGAAUUUUUCUCAUGUUUCAAAUAAAAGUACUGAAGGAGAAGCUAACAGAAUUCUAAUAAAAUUUGUAUGCUCAAUUUUCACACUUAAGCAUUUUGUGGGAAGCCUGGUUGUGCAUUUAGUAUGUAAAGUGUGACUCUUUAAAUUGUUUGCGUUCUUGGGCUAGAGACAUAGCUUAGAGUAGAGCAUCUGCCUUGAAUUUGGAGAACCUUGGGGUCUGUCAUGGUUACUGACAAAAAGACAAAAACAAAAAUUUACCUCCUUGAUCUCUUAUGAUAGUUAGGUCACUGUUGAACCAAAUCUUUUCCUCCUGUUUUUUUUUUCUUCCUUUUUUUUUAAGGUGUUGUGGGUUAUACCCCGGUGCCUCACAGACGCUUGCAAAAUUUCUCUGCCACUGAGUUAUAUCCCUGACCCUCUAAUGUUUGUAAAGGACUUUAAAAAAAUUAUAUUUUAUUUUCUUUGAAUGAAGCUCCUUAGGUAGAAAUUCAACAGUGUAUUUAAAAAAAAACCAACCAUCCUUGAGGGAGCCCUGCUAAUAAAUGGUUGGGGGGUAGGGGCAUGGCGGAUUCCAGUAGAUUUUAGGUUCUUCUGAACCUGAAAGUUCUGCCAUAUUUUCUCACGCAUAAAACCAAAGAUAGUCACGAGUGCCCAAACACAUUCAGUGUAUUUGUAAAUCCCUUAAGCUAGAAAGGUAAUUGAAGUACUGUAUAUUUUUUGCCUUUGACCAAAUAGUAAAGAAAACCAAACUCAUGUAAGGGGGAAAGUGAUUACUUAAUCUAGCAGUUUAACAGUAUUUGCUCUUGAUAGGGGAAAUUUAAUGUCAGAGUCAUAAAAUUCUUAUCUCAGAAUGGUGUGUAAUAACAAUAAUAUUCUUUGUUUGGGUGUAAAUCAUUGAUUCUUUUCUUGUGAGGGAGCAUAAAUGACAGACUAGCGGUGACGAGCAAGAAGUCUGCCAUUGCCAAACUAUUAGUGAAUGUAUUGUUCAAAUUCGCCUUUUGUUUGAAACCAACAUUCCUGAUUUUUUUGUUUUAUUUCGGUAUUAGGAGUAUUUGUCUGUGGGUUCAUCUGUUCAUUUUUCUGACCACUAAGACUAAAGCUGUUACCUCUUUAUACAAGUUAAGACAGGAAGAGAAUGGUAUAAGAUUCUCUCUCUUUUUUUUAAUGCUUCUUACUGUGAUCUGAGAAACGUACUCAAGUGCUCUUUAGAUUUGUUGAUAAACAUUUAUAUGCUUGCAUUUGAAUUUGAAAUGUAUGAACAGAAUGACAAUCAGUUAAAAUCAGAAAUGAGAAGUGUUAAAGUGUGAAGGCCUUGUUUUCCUGUAGCAAUAAAGUGACCAAGUGCAA
Molecule: messenger RNA, 4851 nt
Organism: Sorex fumeus (smoky shrew)
Lineage: Eukaryota; Metazoa; Chordata; Mammalia; Eulipotyphla; Soricidae
Gene: CD2AP
Product: CD2 associated protein
Exons: 18
Coding region: 163-2088 (641 amino acids)
Molecular function (GO): protein binding
Source: RefSeq, a predicted model, not a curated record